AUGGGUUUUGUUCUGAUCCUUACUUUCCUCGUGUUUUCCUCCUUCAUUUUUGUCCCAUUUCAUCGUGUCCGCCGAUCUGCCACGUGUACAGAAGGAGGGAGCGGGUGGAGCCUGCUGGGGCAGGGCAUGCUAGAGGCGGUGGGGAAGGUGCUCAGCUUCGAGGAGCGGCAGAAGGUGUCGGAAGAUCUCAAGGAAUCCGGCGACGACGACCACGAGGCCGAGGCGGUUGUAGCCACAGCUCCCCCCGGCAGCGCAAGAGCCACAGGCGACAUGGCAGCAGCAGCGGCCGCAGCAGCUCUAAAACCCCGCGGAGGGGGCAGCUCGAGCAGCACAGCAGCCGGCGCUGCAGACGACAACCCUCUGAAGAACAAGACCAUGGCGGAGCUGAGCGCGCUAGCUGUGGGUGUGACUGUAGAGCGCGUGCCUCUAUCGGGGUUCAUGGGUGUGGAUGGACGGCUGGGGAUCACGGAUGGGAGCUGCCAGGCCACGUCGGGGGAGAGGGACUGUUUGCCGCAUGGCAUCUGCAUCAACGGGAAAUGCCAGUGCACCCUCCCCUAUCAAGGUGACUUCUGCCGCUCCGCUCGGCGCCCCUUUGUCCGCAAGAAGUCAACCUACGACGGCCGCUUUGUGCUGAGCGUGAGACACGUGCGCAAGGCACACGGGGUCAAGUACCCUCUCACGCCCUCCCCUGGCUCCUACGCUGCUACCAACGCUGCUGCUGCUGCUGGCACGGAGGGAGGCGCGGAGGAGGAGAAGGAGAAGGAGGGCGAGGGCGCGGCGUUUUUCGAGGCUCCGUUUUUCACUGCGGGGAAGGUCAACCGUGUGGUGUGGGGCAACCUGCAGAAGGGCAAGCUGAUGGAGCUGGAGCCGAUGGUGUCUCAGGCGCUGCUGGAGCAUCUGCCAGGCAGCGACCUGCUGCAGAACGCGCUCUUCAAUUCGUGCGCCAUCGUGGGCAACUCGGGCUUUAACCUGCUGUUUAGGGACGGGCAACUGAUCGACAGCCAUGACGCCGUAUUCCGACUCUUUGACGGCCCCACUGUGGCGCGCAGUGGAGAGGGAGCAGCAGCAGUGGCGGUCGAUUUCACGGCGUUUGUGGGGCGACGGGCCACCAUGCGAGUGGUGGAUGAGGACACCAUCGGGUUCAGCGAGGGGGGCGAAAUCACCCUCAUGAACGUCGCCUCUAAAAAGGGCUUCUACGGACAUUUCCAGUUCCUGAAAGAGCAACCAGAUGCCAAGUCCUUCCUGUUCGACCCCGAGUUUUCCACCCAUGUCACUGACAACAUCGGUUCCAUGCCCUCCCCCCUCGCCAUGACGCUCUUCCUCGCUCUCCAGAAAUGUGCGUCACUGGACGUGUUUGGGGUGCACUGGCGGCCAGGAUACGGAGUGCCAGAGCUGUACUAUAGAGAGACGGACUCUGACGCGGAUGUGGUGUACCAGCAGCCAGCCGACCUGCAGCUAGUGGAGACCCUUGCACGCCUGAACCUUGUUGGGCUGGGCCAGCCCUGUGUGAUUGGCUGUGAGGCCGAGACGCGCAUUCGCUGCGACUCAUGCUCUGCUGGCAGCUCCUGCGCCUGCGGCCGCCACAACCCGCUGCCCGUCGCGCUGCCCGGGUUCUGCCACCUGCCCGGAAACUACACGUGCUUCUUCCGAUGUGACGGGAAGUGGGGCAACACAUGCCAGGGUGGGCCUGGCAGCAGCCUCUGCCCGGACGACUUUGACAUCACCGGGCGGCAGUGCUCCACGCCUGCAGAUACGCCUCCCCCAGAAGAGGCCCCGUGGUGGGCGCGGCGCGGGUCGAUGCGCGAGUUUGACUCCAAGUUUGAGCGCGCGUACCGACAGCUGCGGAAGCAGAAGAUCCGAGAGGCCAAGGAGAGGGCCAGGACUGCCAGGGCUGCGCGGCUGAAGAAGAGAGAGGAGAGAAGCAUGCGCCAGCAUGGGAAUGAAGCCAGGCCAGGAGAUUCAGGUGCUUCAGGUGGUUCAAGUGGUUUUUCAGGUGGCACAACAGAGGAGCACGUGUGCUGGACGUCAUCAGGAGACUACGAGGCCCCAUCGGGCGUGGUGAUUCACGGUCGUGGCUGUUCUUCCUCGCAUCCCGUCCCACCCCUCUCCACCCAUCUUUAUUACCUGCCUUUCACACAUACAGACUACGAGGCCCCAUCAGGCGUGGUGAUCCACGGUCGUGGCUGUUCUUCCUCGCAUCCCGUCCCACCCCUCUCCACCCAUCCUUAUGACCCGCCUUUCCCACACACAGACUACGAUGCCCCAUCAGGCGUGGUGAUCGACGGUCGUGGCUGCUGCUCCUGCCUGGUCUCCAUCCCACCCUUCUCCACCCAACCCAACCCCUCUUCCUCCACACAUACAGACUACGAGGCCCCAUCAGAGUACGAGUCCCCAUCAGGGGUAAUCAUUCACGGCUCUGGCUGCUCUGCCUGCCUGCGAGGGCAGCGCUGCUCCUUCCUCGUCUCCAUCCGCCCGCCCGCCCACUGGAUAGCGCCGGAGCAAGCAGACAAGGGCAGCAGCAGAAAGCACACGUGGUGGCAGAGGGAUCUCUCUCUGCUGCUCCGCGGCCCAGCGCUCGCCCACGGGGACGUGCGGUGCCUUGACCCCCCGUCUUGGAGAAGCGCAGUGGAGAGGCAAGGGCAGCAGCAGCAAGCACACGUGGUGGCAAAGGGAUCUCUCUCUCUGCUGCUCCGCGGGCCAGCGCUCGCCCAUGGGGACGUGCGGUGUGUCGACCCGCCCCACUGCCUGGACUUAUCCGUUUCGUACCGUGUGUGGGACAUUGGGGAAUACUGGGCUACCCUUAACGUGGGCUGUGCUAAUCUCAACUUCUCAGCAGCUUCCUUGCAUCAUCUGCACUCCACGCAGCAAAACACCCUCACUUCCUGGCCAAUCACCAUCCACCCUCGCUUCCGACCCAACUCCCCGAGCCUACCUGCCGAACCUCUGCAUCGAGCCUCUGAUUCUCCAAACCUGGGCCCCAGGCUCGGCAGCUCGCCUCUCCGAACCUCGCUGUUGGAGUCGCCGCCGGCAGGCUUUCCCCGGAGCUUGGAAGAGGAGAGGAAGCUUCCUGAGAGCCCUUGUGCUGCUGCGACGGUUCCAGGAAGAUGGGUGAAGGACGAGGGAGGAGAGGGGUACAGAUGGUCCUUCCCCUGCUCGCCUAAGGGGCUCCCCCCCUCUCAGUGCAUCUAUUUUGAGUCGAAUCAGAAAUCCUUCCCACUCUCCCCCUCCUCCGUUCCCCCCCUCCUCCGUUACCCGUCUCCCCUUUUCAGAUGGUCCUUCUUCCCUUGCUCGCCUAAGGAGCUCCCGCCCUCUCAGUGGAUCUCAGCCCUUGAUCGCCGCGGCAUCCAGGAGAUCUCGAUCGUUGGCGAUUCGCAUCAACGGUUCCUGACAGCCCACCUGUUCUUCCUUCUCACGGGGGGGGAUAUGAAUGAGAUAGAAAAGGGGCGUACUGUUAAUGAGACUCGGGUGUACAUCGCGAGGGAUGAGAUGAAUAGAACUCUGAAGAUCAACUUUUACUGGAUUGCUGGAGUCUACGAGGACUGGGAGAACGGGUGCAGGUGA
This is a messenger RNA of Closterium sp. Naga37s-1, 3561 nucleotides long. NCBI's taxonomy places the organism in Eukaryota, Viridiplantae, Streptophyta, Zygnematophyceae, Desmidiales, Closteriaceae. The record is from the annotation of a GenBank genome assembly.